CACCAAAUUAGCCGAAUUUGAAGGUCCUCCUAUGUGUUAUACUCAAGAGCAGAUUAGGAUAUAAGUUUUGAUGAUAAUCUGAAGGAGAUGCAAGAUAACCCUCAUUGAAGUUCAUGAACUUGUCAUUCUUCUGUAUUAUCCCAAAAUACGAAAAAUUCAAAACUUAGGAAAACUUCUGCUAACACCCUUAGCGAGCAGGGGUAUUCUCAAUUCUCUAAGACUCACAGUGCUUUAAAAAUAUCUAAAAUUUUAGAAGAGAUCGCUUCAGUAAGCAGCGGAGAUUCUCCUGAUCAUUUUGAGAAUAAACGUAACUCCUCUAUCCAUUUAAAACCAAUUUCAAAAGCAAAGAAGAAACGGAGUAAAAUGCUACAUAAGAAGAGGCACAAUUCUGUUUGGUGUAAGGAACAGAACCGGAACGAUCCUCUCCAAGACUAUUCUGAUGAAUUUGCCAUGGUCAGAUCAUCAGUUAAGAGUCAUAUACAGAAGAGUCAUGGCUCCACCAAAUCUCUUCGUAGGGUAAGGAAAGUGUCCUCGAUCAUGACUGUGAGUUUGAAUGACUUCUAACCAAGGUUGAAAGCCAAGUACUGCAUCACCUCUCUAAGGUUCCAAAUGUUCACUAAAAUCUCACCUAAAGUUUAUUCUAAAAGUUAUC
Messenger RNA from Moneuplotes crassus, 652 nucleotides. Lineage: Eukaryota; Ciliophora; Spirotrichea; Euplotida; Euplotidae. The record is from the annotation of a GenBank genome assembly.